AUUCGGUAGCAGCAGGUGUGCGAUUGACGUGUGCUAUUAACAUUUGGACAAAACAAUCAAAAACAAUAACCAAUUCUAUCGAAAUUGCCAUGUGUAACCUCAUUCAGGAGUAAAGUUUGUAUGAGCCAAACACAAAAUCAGGAACCUUAAGUUAAAAAAUGUCAGUGCAGGGAGAGCAACCCAUACCUCCAUCGAUAGAAGCGCUGGGGUAUCGGUGGAUAAAGCGGAUAAGUGAAGGUGCAUUCUCGAAGGUGCAUCUGGUAGAAUAUCACAACCGAAGAAACAAUUGUCUCGAAACACUAGCCUGCAAACUGAUUGACACGAAGAAGUGCAGCGAAAAGUUCCGCAAACGAUUCCUCCCAAGGGAAUUGACGAUACUGCUACAUGUGCGCCAUCCGUACAUCAUCCGCGUACAGGCCAUCGUGAAGUGUCGCAGUAAGAUCUGCAUCUUUAUGCGUUUCGCCGAAAUGGGUGAUCUGCUGUCGUUCGUCAUUGAGCAUGGACCACUGGGAGAACCGCAGACACGCAUCUGGUGCCGACAGCUUGCCCUGGCCGUUCAAUAUCUGCACGAGUCGGGCAUCGCACAUCGCGACCUCAAGUGCGAAAACAUUCUGCUGUCCGCGAACCUGAACGUAAAGCUGAGUGAUUUUGGAUUUGCGCGGUAUGUCGCCGAGAAGAAUCGACAACCCCAGCUGAGUACAACUUUCUGCGGUUCGUUUGAUUAUUCGGCGCCGGAAUUGCUGAAGGGAAAACCUUACAAUCCAAAGGCGUCGGACCUGUGGGCACUUGGUGUUGUGCUGUACAUGCUGCUUAACAAAUCCGUACCAUUUAAGGGCAAAACGCGUCAGGUGUACGAGCAGCAAAUGACACGAGCGUGGAAGUUUCGGUCGCGUGUGAAUGAUAAGUUAUCUCCAGAAGUGAAAACGCUCGUCAGGAGUUUGCUCGAACCGAAUCCCUUGAUUCGGUGGACGAUUGAGGAGGUUCUCGUCUCCGACUGGUUGGUACAGGAUCGUCGGCUGAGAUCGUUAAAUGCUGAGGAGUUUUCGGCCCUGGCAGAAGCAAGAAUUUUUGCCCGGUCCUCCAUAGAUAUGGAGCGGGUUAAGGAAAAAUUGCGUCAAAUGGAAAAUGACGAACAGUCGGUGACGGUGAUCAAAGAAACGGGAUCCAAAUUAGGCUUCACCAAGCAUUCCGAUUCGUUGGUGUCUAUGCGCACCUCACUUUUGGACCAGGGUUCGGAUUCUAAGCUACGAAGCAGUAAAUAAAUCUUAAUAACACAUGAUUAAAGA
Molecule: messenger RNA, 1286 nt
Organism: Anopheles stephensi (Asian malaria mosquito)
Lineage: Eukaryota; Metazoa; Arthropoda; Insecta; Diptera; Culicidae
Product: testis-specific serine/threonine-protein kinase 3-like
Exons: 2
Coding region: 159-1262 (367 amino acids)
Biological process (GO): intracellular signal transduction; microtubule cytoskeleton organization; protein phosphorylation
Cellular component (GO): cytoplasm
Molecular function (GO): tau-protein kinase activity; protein serine/threonine kinase activity; ATP binding
Source: RefSeq, a predicted model, not a curated record